UAUAUCAUGUACACUGAUACAUUAUAUGAAUGUGUAUGAAUUGUAUGUGACGAGUAUUUCGGAAUCAUGAACAUCAUGAAUCCAUCUCAGAAAAGCUUUGAUGAUUUAAUAUAAAGAUCGUAGUAGAUUUAGAUCAAAUGACAAGUGCAUUUUCUAUUGAACAAAAAAGCUUAUUAAAUUAAUAAAGGGUUAAAAUUUCAUCUUUGUAAACAGCAUGGGCGAUGAACUACAAAAGUCACCAUUAAAAAAGGAAGGUGAUGAACAGGCUGUUAAUCAGGACGAUCUUAUUCUUCAACAACAACGUCAGAUAGAGCGUGAAAUUUCUGAAGCUAUUCCUCUAGUAGGCGAAUUGUGUGAAAUUCCGACCCUGGCAAAGGAGUAUGCCAGUGACGAUAUCUAUUUGGAAAAAAUAAAGGAUCUCAGCUCAAAAUACAGAUUUGUUCGAAAAACUCGACCCGAUGGGAACUGCUUUUUUCGUUCUUUUAGUUACGCUAAUUUAGAAAGACUGUUGUAUGAUCGCGACGACUUUAUUAAUUUCUAUAAAGUUGCCGAAGCCAGUAAAGAUGGCUUAGUGGCUUUAGGGUUUCCCCAAUUUACAGUUGAAGAUUUCUACGACACUUUUAUGGAAGUAUUAAAUCGUAUAGGUGAUAUAAAAAAUGUUGAAGAAGCUAAGCAAGAAUUACAUAGAUUAUUCAACGAUCAAGGUUAUUCUGAUUACAUAGUUGUCUACUUAAGAUUACUAACAAGCGGUCAACUUCAAAGAGAUCAAGAAUUUUAUAGCUGCUUUAUUGAAGGCGGUAGAUCAAUAGCAGACUUUUGUCAUCAAGAAGUGGAGCCAAUGUAUAAAGAAAGUGAUCACAUCCACAUUAUGGCGGCAUGUGCUGCAGUUAACACUGGUUGUCGUGUGGUUUACAUGGAUCGAACUAACAGUAAAACAGUAACAGAACAUGAUCUACCAGAAGGAGUCCCACCAAGUAUACAUUUAUUGUAUCGCCCAGGACAUUACGACAUUAUUUACCUUUGAUUUCCAUCGCUUAAAGCUGUUUAAUUUUCCAUUUUUAAGAACUAGAUAAUAAAUUAUUGUGACUCAGAUAAUUUUUAAAUUUAUAUGAGGCUGAUACAAGAUAGUUAUUUUUAUAUUUUAGUUGAACGGAUAGCAAGAAUAACAAAAUUUUUACCAAUACUACUUCCUUCACUUUUAUAUGGUAUUUUUUGUGGCAGUAGUGUCGAUUAAUUGUAUACAGUAAAAAAUAAAAACCUAUGAAUG
Molecule: messenger RNA, 1267 nt
Organism: Agrilus planipennis (emerald ash borer)
Lineage: Eukaryota; Metazoa; Arthropoda; Insecta; Coleoptera; Buprestidae
Product: ubiquitin thioesterase otubain-like
Exons: 4
Coding region: 215-1024 (269 amino acids)
Biological process (GO): protein K48-linked deubiquitination
Cellular component (GO): nucleus
Molecular function (GO): cysteine-type deubiquitinase activity; ubiquitin binding
Source: RefSeq, a predicted model, not a curated record